UUGGGCCAAGGAUGAUCUUCUGUGGGAACAAGAUAAGGAAAUAGCAACUUAAAGUGGAAGAGGCACUAUCAGCAUUGACAUGUACAUGUGAUUUUAAGCAAGAACCAGGAGAGUGAGAGUUUUAGUGUGCCGUAUUUAGAAUUUGCCGAUAUCUUUUUCCCGUUUCAGCAAGUAUUCCUGAUAGUGGGGAUUCUUCGAGUAAUGCUAGAUAUUGGUUCUAACAACGAGAAGUUACUUAAUGAUCCUCUUUGAUUUAUUGGAGUUGAGGAGUCCCACAAUCUUUAUGUUCUGUUUGUUUCUCCAUCACUUUUUCAAGGCUGUUCAAUUGGAGUUCCAUCUUCAGGUUGACAUGAUUGUCUUGACAGAUGGAAGUCGUAUUCUUGGCCUCGGUGACCUUGGAGUUCAGGGAAUAGGAAUACCUAGAUUGGAGGGAGAAGAGUAUCUAUCAAUUGUUGAUGAUUUUAUGGAAGCCGUGCAUACAUGUUGGCCUAAAGCUAUUGUUCAGUUUGAGGAUUUUCAAAUGAAAUGGCCUUUUGAAACAUUACAACGUUAUCGUAAGAGGUUCUGCAUGUUCAACGAUGACAUACAAUUACUUUAUCAAAAACAAAGAAGAAAAGGAAGGGACCACAAGAAAUCAAUGGUGGAAUCGAUCAGGCAGGGUGUGGAAAAUUACAACUCAGUUUUUGUUUUCACUGUUGAGAACAUGAGAAACCUCAAGUUCAAGGAACUCAGGGAGCAGCUGAAGUCAGCUAGCAGGGUGGUACCUGUUCACCAAGAUCCAAGAGAGCUCGAGGGACUCAGUGAAGGAGCCAAUUUAUUAGAAGUGAGUUUUGUAGGCUGGAGGGAAGUUUUUGAAUUGCCUUCUGAAGGAGUGGGGUUACAAUUUUUGGCGUCCUUUUUUACGGAGCUUCUUUGAGUUUUCUUUCUUUAUUUUGGGAUUUGUUCUUUUUCGGUUCCAUCAUGUCGUCUAAAGUUUUGGACUUGAAGGGUUUGUCUUCAUCUUCCUUCUUCUCCGACGAUUUACGUCAUACAAAUGAGGUUGGAGUUUGGAAGUCAGCUAGUGUGCCAAAUCACCACGUGUGGUGAGGACUUUCAUGUAACUGAAAGAUGUGUUUCUUCAAUGUUUAUGAACAACCAGUAACAUAUCACGUUCUUCAUCAUCUGUGGAAAAAAUUUCAAUAUGUGAGUGCCUGCCAGAGAACUCCUUGGAAAAUCAUGUUUCAUUUCUUGUGAGAGACUAGAAUGCAAGUCUUAUCCUGAAUAGACAUGUUGGAGCUGAAAAAACAUCCAAUUAUUUUUCUCGAAGUAAUGAAGUCAAUACGAUGAAUUCUCAGUAUGAGAGUAGUCUUUUCUCGAGUUCUUUAUCAAAUAUAUUUACUAGGAAGUGUAAGUUUCUUGAUUCCUUCCUUACAUAUUUGUACCUAAUAAGGAUAUGAAUGUAAUCUGGAAUUGAGAGAAGUAUCUGUCUUAUUAUGUUUGAGUCAAAGCAAUGUUACAUAUUUAUAUAGAGAAUAAACUAAACCCUAGAGACUAUGUAAAAUUACAAUAAAGGACAUAUGUAUAUAUAUAUCAUAACACUCCCCCUCAAGCUGGAGCAAAUAUGUCGAUCAUGCCCAGCUUGUUGCACAGAUAGCUUAUCCUUGUUCCAUUUAAAGCUUUAGUUAGAAUAUCUCCCGAUUGUUCUCCGGUCUUCACAUAUCCUGUGGACACCAACCCAUCUUGGAUUUUCUCACGAAUGAAGUGACAAUCCACCUCAAUAUGUUUAGUUCGUUCAUGAAAUACUGGAUUAGAUGCAAUAUGAA
Cucumis sativus (cucumber) is the source of this 1802-nucleotide messenger RNA. RefSeq lists its product as uncharacterized. Gene Ontology annotation, biological process: pyruvate metabolic process; malate metabolic process. Gene Ontology annotation, cellular component: mitochondrion. Gene Ontology annotation, molecular function: malate dehydrogenase (decarboxylating) (NAD+) activity. NCBI's taxonomy places the organism in Eukaryota, Viridiplantae, Streptophyta, Magnoliopsida, Cucurbitales, Cucurbitaceae. The record is from RefSeq and is a predicted model, not a curated record. The transcript has 11 exons. Bases 239 to 916 code for a protein of 225 amino acids.